GGAGAGUAAGAGGCACUCGUUUGCAGAGAGAGAGAGAGAGAGAGAGAGAGAGAGGAGAAAGAGAGGGAGAAGUCCAGAAAGCUUAGGAGCAUUGAGAGAAGAAAGAAGACUUGCUGCUGCCACAUUUACAACAUUUUUUCCAACCAAAAACAAAGUGAAUACUGCUCCUUGAGAAACUUGGAAGUGCAAGCAUGGACGGGAUAACAUUUGGACGCACCUCGCUGCUGUGCACCUUGCUGCUGUGGGCAUUUCAAGUAUGUAAUGGAAGUGUUUCCGUGAAUGUGUCUCCUAAAGUGGAAGUUAUUAAAGGAGAGACUGCCAAACUUCCCUGUACAUACACCGUAUCAACAUCGAGCAACACUAUUGUUGAAUGGUUCAUUGAGGAACAAGGAACCAGGACUCGUGUAGCUUUCCGCUCUCAAGGUGGCGAAGGAAAAAGUGACGAUGGCACCCCUCUGACAGGGCGUGUCACGAUCGGAGAGGACUUCACCUUGACCAUCUCGUCGGUUCAGCCUUCUGACGAGCUCUCCUUCUUCUGCCAGGUCACAGCCGGCCCUGCUGGGGUCGGAGAGGGGGUCACAAUGCUCAAAGUCUUCUUUGCUCCAGAGAAGCCUGUUCUCACAAAGCCAUCAAGUCAGGCCAUUACUGUAGGAGAGCCCACCAGCUCUGAGAUUGGUACCUGUUCAGCGAAAAAUGGGUAUCCCCAGGCAAGAAUUAUCUGGUUCAAGGAUGGUCAUCCCCUACCUGAAGUUAAGGACAGGAAGGAGGCGACCUACAUGAUUCCCUCUGUGGUUAAGGAGGCUUCAGGUCUCUACACCAUCAAGAGCACCCUGUACAUGCGGCCAACCAAGGCUGAUAAAGACUCUGUGUUCAGCUGUGUGGUGGAGUACAGCAUGCCAGAGGGACAGAUCAAACAGAAGAAGUCCGACACUAUGAGCAUAAAUCUCAACUAUCCCUCUGAGAAAGCGACCUUUACCCUAGUCAACACUGAUCCUGUCAAAGAGGGCGACACUGUAACCAUGAAGUGUGAGACUGAUGGCAACCCUCAGCCGGAGUUUGACUUCACUAAAGAUGGUGAAGUGAUCAACGGUGAAGGUGGUCUUCUUACACUCAAAUCGGUCAAACGCACAGACAGCGGCGAGUACAAGUGCACAGCCACAGAUUUUGAUAACCUGGAUGCUGACCUGAGUGGAAUAAUCACCCUGAAUGUUGCUUACAUCGACCCAGUGAGUGUGACCCCUGCCCAGCCUCAGGUCGUCAUGCUUGGAGACAGUGUGGAGUGGCAGUGUAAGACCAAGGCCUCUACCAAGCACACCGUCCAGUGGAAAAAGGGCUCUGACGUGCUCUCUCAGGACGGCACGCUGUCGAUACAAGAUGUUUCCUAUGAUAACGCCGGAGAGUACAUGUGUGUUGGAGCCGUGCCAUCCGUGCCAGGACUGACAGCAGAGGCUAGUGUCAACCUCACUGUUAAAGGAAAGCCGAUGAUUGAGACCCCAGCCAUAGCAGAAGUGGCAAAGGAAGGAGACACGGUGACCCUGAAGUGCUCAGUUUAUGGCUCCCCCGCCCCUCAGUUCACCUGGAAGCCUUCAGGAAAACAAUCUUUGUCGGUAGAAGGUAUCAAGUUGGUGAGCACCUUGACCCUGCCAGCUACAGCUGAGGUCAUGAAGGACGGGGUGACCUGCGAGGCCUCCAACGAGCAUGGAACAGAUAGCAAGACCUUCAUGGUAUCUCUCAAACGAGCAAUUGACAACUCGGCUGACAGAGCUGACAAGCAGCAGGGAGGCUCCAGCGGGGUGGUGAUAGCUGUGGUGGUGUGCGUCCUCCUGCUCCUGCUGCUGGUGGCCCUCAUCUACUUCCUGAACAAGAAGAGCAAGCUGCCCUGCGGCAAGAAGGACAAGAAGGAAGUGGCCACCGGUGAGGUGAACAACGACAUUGUGGUGGAGAUGAAGACGGACAAAGCUAACGAAGAGGCCGGUCUCCUCAACAAGAGACCGUCCACAGAACAGUGAUAAAGCAAGACAACGAAAGCAAGCGACAGAGGGAUGAAGGGAAGGAGGAGUACAGCGAUGAAGACAACAGGGCUAUUUUUAUUUACUACACUAGACUGAAGGGGGGAAAAAGAGGUGGAGCUUGGACUUGGUUUUGAUUUUUAGGGGUGGCGCUGUUUUGGCGUUGGUGUGGGUGUGCUUGUUUUAUUACCUGUGGUAGACCUUUAUGGAGCUUCUUUCCUCUUCCUUAAAGCAAGAGCUGCCAUUCAAAAUGAAACUCCAUCCAUGUUCGCUACCACAGGAUUAAAACCAUACAUGUGCAAAAUGUGACAUCACUGGACGCUGAUAGAAUCAUGUCUUAAUUCUAACUUUCUCACCAAUCACAUCUUUGGUUGACUCUUCUGCGGAGCAGAGCUGCACAGUGAUGCAUGUACAACACAAUCCAAACACAGUGGCUGAAUCUCUCUUAUCUACCCCAAAUCAAACACAAAAUGCCAUUAAGCUUCUGUUUUCUGGGUUGUGUGUACAUGCAAAUGUAACACUGAGCCUCUACUGUGUCUGGGAGUCUGCACUUAAAUUCUCUGCUGGGUAUAUUGGGAUAAAUUAUCACACGCUGCCAUUCUGUUUUAUCCACAUCAGUAAAAUGUGAUGAUUUACGCUCUCAACAUUUAAUCCCUCAGCACACUGUUUGGCUCACAUUUCUGCUAAAUCUCUGUGUUCGCUUCGGAUGGUGUUUGUUUAAUUGCCUUUUUGCCACCUGUGAAUGUUUAUGUACUUUUGAUUUUCCAAUAUCCCUAAUUAGCUUUCUGCAGAAGCAGCCCAGGCUUUUAAUAACGCCAAUCCUUUCUGUAAAAUUGCUUGCCUUUUUUUAAAUCCAGCUAAAGCGACUUCAAAAAAAGCAAGCUAUUAGGUUGUACAAAUUUGUUUUCUCCAUUUCCAGCACACAUGUAUAUUAUGUCAGUGCAUUCACUUGUUUUUUUUUUUCCCCUGUGCGCUUUGGUUUUCUCUGUAAAUUUAAACCCUGUCUAUCAAGCAGGAGAUGUACUGUGCUGACGUGGAGCUCUGAAUGUCUGUGGCGACUAGUCUCGGGCUGUGAUUGCAACCAUUUUUAACAGGCUCUUCUCUAGGAUGAAACCAUUCUCACAAGCCCAGCAAGCAGCAGCAGCUAUGCUCUAAAAGCCCAAUUAUCAUCACCUCUCUGCAAAAUAGGUGGAAAAUACAGCAAAAUGGUCGACAAUCUCAAACCUUAGCCUGCUGUGUUGCUCUUUUCCCUUGACAGUUAAAUAAGACUUCACAAAUUCACCUGAAGAAGAAAUCACUGGCACAAGUUCACUCUGGUUUGACCGAACAGGGACGGGAAGGUGUGGGAGGGAUCAGGGGUUUGUCGCUGGAGUAUGUGAUGUACUUUUUGUUUUUACCAAAUGAAAGUUUUGAGUGUCACAGCAGGAAUGUUUCUGUGUUUAGGUACGCGAUACAGGCUGUUUUUUUCUGGUUUUUAUUUCCUACACUGUCCAGACCAGAGUGCUCUGAUAGCGGGUUGAUGUGCCCUUUAACUUGUUGAACACUGGAACUGAUGGCCUUGAUUUUUCAAAAAGGUCACCUCAAACCACUAUCGCCUCCCAUAUUUUUAAUGUCUGUCUACUGAUCUUGCCAUAUUGACUGUUAGCUAACCUGUGGUGGCAGGUGAAGAUAGAUAAAUAAACUUGGAGCAUUCUUCUUUUUUAUUUUAAUGUUUUAUAUAAAGAUAUUGUGGUAUAAAAUUGUUUUUUUAGAAAGGGGAGUCUUUAUUUUGGAACUACUGAGUUUUCUUUAUUCCCAUGCUUUUUCACUCUGCUCUAAGAGGAGAGAGUUUUUUUUUCUUUUUUAUUUUAUAAGAAAUUCUCAGUGCUUUACUUCUCUCUCUCUGUACUGUAUGCUGUAUAUUUUGUGGUACGCUGUUGUGACCUCUGUGGUGUGUUGAUGUAUCUUUUUAUUUUGUUCCAGCUGUGUAGAAUUUAUAAUGAAAAAAAAACAGGAAAACCAAUCACAACCUUGUAGUCUGUGUGUUUUCACUCCCAUUUUUGCAACAGGCAAUUUUGAAAACUACUCUUGGAGUUCACAGCUUU
This is a messenger RNA of Cheilinus undulatus (humphead wrasse), 4093 nucleotides long. It is a transcript of the gene bcam, whose product is annotated as basal cell adhesion molecule (Lutheran blood group). The record is from RefSeq and is a predicted model, not a curated record. The transcript is spliced from 16 exons. Lineage: Eukaryota; Metazoa; Chordata; Actinopteri; Labriformes; Labridae. Bases 192 to 2009 code for a protein of 605 amino acids.